GAAGUUGCCCGUGGAUGUCAUGUACCAACACUGUGAUGGGUGCACGCAUAGCCAUAAAAGUGCAGACCCCGACACACGAAAGCCCGGACGAGAGAACCGAGGAAAGUUGUCCGGGUCGCACAACUUACCCAGACCUCACGAAGAGAUGAGAUCCCACCGGAGGAACGCGCGCCACCAAAACUGCACGGUUUAUUUCGUUGAUUGAGAAAAAGUUUCAUGAAGAUAUACAAUGUUUAUGAAUGGGAGUUCUCUGAACAGCUCUGCACUGGACCCUAGCGAGCAAGCACUUCAGCGGCCGCCCUGGGUCACUACUACUCUCGGGUGUUUCCUCAUAUUCACUAUAGUGGUGGAUAUUUUGGGAAACCUGCUGGUGAUUUUCUCCGUCUACAGAAACAAGAAACUUCGGAACGCAGGUGA
This is a messenger RNA of Danio rerio (zebrafish), 417 nucleotides long. It is a transcript of the gene mtnr1aa, whose product is annotated as melatonin receptor 1A a. Gene Ontology annotation, biological process: G protein-coupled receptor signaling pathway; signal transduction. Lineage: Eukaryota; Metazoa; Chordata; Actinopteri; Cypriniformes; Danionidae. The record is from RefSeq and is marked provisional. Gene Ontology annotation, molecular function: melatonin receptor activity; G protein-coupled receptor activity. Gene Ontology annotation, cellular component: membrane; plasma membrane.